GAACGGCGGCACGUACGAGAAGGAGUGCAUGCACAAGCCGCCUUAUGGGUGAACCAGUAAAGGAAACCUGUUCGAGCCGAAAUACACGUCGCGAUGUUUAUGCGGGAACGUCGCUUCGAGUUCCACGGCGACCUGCCAAAGACUUCUGUGCGCACGAUCAGGGAUCAGGACGAUAACCUGUACUUCUUCUGGAAGGAGGACUUUAUAGGAGCACAUACUUUCCCAUGCAAGAUGUUUCACAAUGUCCGGCGCUCUCCGCUUUUCGUAUACCGAAGUGGGCUAGGGGGUGAAAGUGAGCUUCUGCAGGGACUCAUCGUGGACCGGGAAUCUUGCCAAAGUAUAAGGGUGAGACACGACGAAGUUUGGUGCGAUUCGCCGACUACAGGGAAACCCGAUGCGGAUUCGUGAGCUUUUCGUCCUCAUAAAGUGGGGAAUCAUUAUUUGAGCAACGUGUAUGCGGACGGGUG
Messenger RNA from Laetiporus sulphureus 93-53, 467 nucleotides. RefSeq lists its product as uncharacterized. The record is from RefSeq and is a predicted model, not a curated record. Lineage: Eukaryota; Fungi; Basidiomycota; Agaricomycetes; Polyporales; Laetiporaceae. The coding region runs from base 94 to 408 and encodes 104 amino acids. The transcript is spliced from 5 exons.